AUGAAAAGCCUGUUUAACAAGGUGGAGAUAAGCUCGUCGUGCUGCUUAGGAAAGAAGGACAAAAGGGAUAUCAACAAGCAGCUGGGGUAUGAGGUACUGGAGAAGAACGAAACAUAUAUGGUGCAUAGGUGCAAGAAUAAGGCAUCUCUGAUAUCUCUGGGAGGAUCGGCAAUUCUAUUCUGCUUGAAUAGAAAGUACUUUCCAACUAUAAGAUACCUCGAGGGACACGGCGGAGGAUUCUAUGAGGUGUUUCUAGACGAAGGAGCACUUGAGCCCCUGUGCAGAGGAGCCGAUGUUAUGAUUCCAGGUGUGCUGAAGUACAAGGACCUUAUAAAGAAGGGGUUUGAAGCGGGAGAUACGAUUGUUGUGCGGAUCAUCGGAAAGUCGAUUGUUGCGGUUGGUGAGGCGAUUGUGGGUUUGAAAGACAUGGAGGCCAGCAGCAGAGGAGUGGGGAUUGAGGUGUACCACAGAGUCGGAGACGGACUAUAUACGGAAAGGCAGCUUUGA
Molecule: messenger RNA, 507 nt
Organism: Encephalitozoon cuniculi GB-M1
Lineage: Eukaryota; Fungi; Microsporidia; Unikaryonidae
Product: pseudouridine synthase B
Exons: 1
Coding region: 1-507 (168 amino acids)
Biological process (GO): formation of translation preinitiation complex
Molecular function (GO): RNA binding
Source: RefSeq, marked provisional